This is a messenger RNA of Vitis vinifera (wine grape), 850 nucleotides long. It is a transcript of the gene GRIP4, whose product is annotated as proline-rich cell wall protein-like. The record is from RefSeq and is marked provisional. NCBI's taxonomy places the organism in Eukaryota, Viridiplantae, Streptophyta, Magnoliopsida, Vitales, Vitaceae.
AUGUCUUCUGCUUGCUCACUCGUGUUGUUCCUUGGAUUGGUGGUCCUCACCACUCCCUCACUUGCUAAUGACCACAAGCCACCCCCAUAUGAGCACAAACCACCUCUUCCUGUUUACAAGUCUCCACCACUGGGGAAACCACCCCCAGAAUACAAGCCACCAACCCCCGUUUAUAAGCCACCUCCGGUGGAGAAGCCACCAACCCCUGUUUACAGGCCACCUCCCGUAGAGAAGCCACCCCCGGAAUACAAGCCACCAACCCCUGUUUAUAAGUCGCCUCCAGUGGAGAAGCCUCCCCCAGAAUAUAAGCCACCAACCCCUGUUUACAGGCCACCACCAGUGGAGAAGCCACCCCCAGAAUACAAGCCACCAACUCCUGUUAAGCCACCUCCACCACCAAAACACAAGACACCAACUCUACCCCCAAGAGUAGUGAGACCACCGCCAACGCCCAAGCCACCAACUCUACCGCCAAUAAUAGUGAGGCCACCACCGACAAAAGAACCUUCACCACCCCAGGGUCACUACCCUGGCCACCCUCCAGUAGAAACACCUCCAUCAACUCCAUACAAGAAGCCACCAACUCCUGAGAAGAAGCCGUGGGCUCCCCAUCACAAGCACUUCAAGGCUCCACCACCCAUCCAUGCCAAUUGAACCAUCUACCUAGUAUGAUGUAUACCGACGCCACAAAUAAGAGCUGCUUCCUACUACUACUUAUGCUAUCUCGUGCAUCAUGUUCCAUCAGUCAAGCAGUAGUAGUGAGGAAUGCUCAUUUCAUCACUUACUCCAUGUAUUGUACUUCUUUGCUUGUAGUCCAUGAGUAAUAUCAUAUAUAGAUUACUUCUAUUUA